GGUGCAGCCGCGGCCGCCGAGCCGAUCAGCGCCGCGCGGGGCCGAGUGGAGCCGAGCAGCUGCCGCGCCGCGUCGCCGGUUUAAGCGCAGUGCAGGCCGCGGCCGGGGGCGGCGGUAGUGAGCCCAGCGCUGCGCUCCAGCCCCCUUUUCCCUCCAUGGUUUCUCUCCGCUCCCGUGAGUAACUUGGCUCCGGGGGCUCCGCUCGCCUGCCCGCACGCCGCCCGCCACCCAGGACCGCGCCGCCGGCCUCUGCCGCGAGCAAACCCUUCCGACGGCCGUCGCUGCGCAGGCCGGGAGGCCUCUCCCCCCUCCGCCCCCGCCGCGGAAAGUUAAGUUUGAAGAGGGGGGAAGAGGGGAACAUGGACAUGAAGAGGAGGAUCCACCUGGAGCUGAGGAACCGGACCCCGGCAGCUGUUCGAGAACUUGUCUUGGACAAUUGCAAAUCAAAUGAUGGAAAAAUUGAGGGCUUAACAGCUGAAUUUGUGAACUUAGAGUUCCUCAGUUUAAUAAAUGUAGGGUUGAUCUCAGUUUCAAAUCUCCCCAAGCUGCCUAAAUUGAAAAAGCUUGAACUCAGUGAAAAUAGAAUCUUUGGAGGUCUGGACAUGUUAGCUGAAAAACUUCCAAAUCUCACACAUCUAAACUUAAGUGGAAAUAAACUGAAAGAUAUCAGCACCUUGGAACCUUUGAAAAAGUUAGAAUGUCUGAAAAGCCUGGACCUCUUUAACUGUGAGGUUACCAACCUGAAUGACUACCGAGAGAGUGUCUUCAAGCUCCUGCCCCAGCUUACCUACUUGGAUGGCUAUGACCGAGAGGACCAGGAAGCACCUGACUCAGAUGCCGAGGUGGAUGGUGUGGAUGAAGAGGAGGAGGACGAAGAAGGAGAAGAUGAGGAAGACGAGGAGGAUGAGGAUGGUGAAGAAGAGGAGUUUGAUGAAGAAGAUGAUGAAGAUGAAGAUGUAGAAGGGGAUGAGGACGACGAUGAAGUCAGUGAGGAGGAAGAAGAAUUUGGACUUGAUGAAGAAGAUGAAGAUGAGGAUGAGGAUGAAGAGGAGGAAGAAGGCGGGAAAGGUGAAAAGAGGAAGAGAGAAACAGAUGAUGAAGGAGAAGAUGAUUAAGACCCCAGAUGACCUGCAAAACAGAACUGUUCAGUAUUGGUUGGACUGCUCAUGGAUUUUGUAGCUGUUUAAAAAAAAAAAAAAAGGUAGCUGUGAUACAAACCCCAGGACACCCACCCACCCAAAGAGCCAAAGAAUAGUUCCUGUGACAUUCCGCCUUCCUUCCAUGUAGUCCCUCUUGGUAAUCUACCACCAAGCUUGUGGACUUCACCCCAACAAAAUUGUAAGCGUUGUUAGGUUUUUGUGUAAGACUCUUGCUGUAGCGUGGAUAGCUGUGAUUGGUGAGUCAGCCGUCUAUGGCUACCAGUUACACCGAGAUUGUAACAGCAUUUUUACUUUCUGUACAACAAAAAAGCUUUGUAAAUAAAAUCUUAACAUUUUGGGUCUGUUUUUUCAUGCUUUUCUUUUUAAUUAUUAUUAUUAUUAUUUUUUUACAUUAGGACAUUUUAUGUGACAACUGCCAAAAAAGUAUUUUUAAGAAUUUAAGUGAAAUAAACACGUUACUCUUUGGUAAA
Molecule: messenger RNA, 1630 nt
Organism: Nomascus leucogenys (northern white-cheeked gibbon)
Lineage: Eukaryota; Metazoa; Chordata; Mammalia; Primates; Hylobatidae
Gene: ANP32B
Product: acidic nuclear phosphoprotein 32 family member B
Biological process (GO): regulation of apoptotic process
Cellular component (GO): nucleus
Molecular function (GO): histone binding
Source: RefSeq, a predicted model, not a curated record